AUGGCCAAAAGUUUUCGAAGAGAAAGAGACAAAACGGCGAAAGCUUCGAUUUCUACAUCUUCGCCGACUAAGGUUAGUAUUCCGGCCAAAAGUGUCUCUGCUUUGCUCUCAGUUCUCUGUUAUGCUGAGUUUGGAGUUGAGAUUCCUGUCACUCGAGGCUCUUUCUCAUAUCUUAGGGUUGAAUUAGGGGAUUUUAUAGCCUUUAUUGCUGCUGCGAAUAUAUUGCUUGAGGCUAUUGUUGGUGCUGCUGGAUUAGGGAGGUCAUGGUCUUCGUAUCUAGCUAGUUUGGUCGAGAAUGAUUCUGAUUAUUUCCGGAUUAAAGUCGAUUCCUUUGCUAAAGGGUUUGAUCUUCUUGAUCCGGUUGUUGUUGCUGUGCUUUUAGUUGCUAAUGGUAUUGCCAUGAGUGGAACAAAGAGGACUUCUUGGUUGAAUUUUAUUACUUCCAUUGUCACUGUUUGUGUUAUUGUGUUUAUCGUCAUUGUGGGGUUUGAUAUGGUGUCGAACAUGGCUGAGGAAACAGAGAAACCUUCCAGAGAUAUACCUAUUGGUUUGGUUGGCUCGAUGUCUAUGAUCAUUGUGGUUUAUUGUUUGAUGGCUUUGGCUUUGACUAUGAUGGUGAAAUACACUGAAAUCGAUGUGAAUGCAGCUUAUUUUGUUGCUUUUACUCAGAUUGGGAUGAAAUGGGCAAAGUACUUGGUUGGUAUAUGCGCUUUAAAGGGAAUGACGACAAGCCUGCAUGUUGGAUCUCUAGGUCAAGCUUGGUACACCACUCAGAUUGCUCGGUCUCAUAUGAUUCAUCCAUGGUUUGCUUUGGUUCAUCCUAAACAGAAACCCCUAUCAAUGCUUCUUCCAUCGGAGUAUCAACGCUUUGGAACGCAGGCGUUAGAGGUUGGAUAGCUUAUGCUGUUAUUGGAGUUAUUUGGUUCAUAGGCACUUUGGGAUUGGCGUUGCUACCAAAAUCCCGUG
Messenger RNA from Camelina sativa (false flax), 966 nucleotides. The record is from RefSeq and is a predicted model, not a curated record. Lineage: Eukaryota; Viridiplantae; Streptophyta; Magnoliopsida; Brassicales; Brassicaceae.